This is a messenger RNA of Metarhizium brunneum ARSEF 3297, 546 nucleotides long. RefSeq lists its product as uncharacterized. The record is from RefSeq and is a predicted model, not a curated record. Lineage: Eukaryota; Fungi; Ascomycota; Sordariomycetes; Hypocreales; Clavicipitaceae.
AUGGUUUCGUUCAAAGUCAUCCUGUCUUCUAUUGCCCUUUCUUCGGCGGUACUAGCAGUGCCGCAGACAAACUACACUGGCCUCUGCUACACCGACAUCACCAACAUCGACGAUAACAUCAAGGAGCUGACCGAAAAGGUUCAAGACUUUAAUGGCGGUCUCUUCUCGGCCGCGCAACAGAUCCCGCUCGCUCUGGAAGCAACUGUGGCUACGGCCAGCGCAGGGCUGCACGCUGCCUUUCUCGAUAGUCCUCUCCUGGUCGAUGAUUUGCUGCGUCUUGCUGACCAUGUGAAUAAGACGCUGGCGGUGGACAGUCCCCUCGCUAUGCAGGCUUUGGUUUCAAAGGAGUCGGUGUACGAGCAGAUUGGGUUGAAGGGCCCCAUUCAUCUGUGGUUGAAGGCGUACCUGAUUCUAUUUCAGCAAUUUGCGAAGAACAUUCUCGAUCGCGUGCCUGCUGGCGCUCCAAACGACCGGUCCGAGGUUUUAAACAGUGAUUUGCAGAUCAUUAUGGAUGCGGUGCGGAAGGCCAUGAAGGUAUAUGAAUAG